GGGAACCCCUUCGGGGAACCCCCUUCGGGGAACCCCCUUCGGGGAACCCCUUCGGGGAACCCCUUCGGGAACCCCCCCCCUUCGGGGAACCCCCUUCGGGAACCGCCCCCCCCCCUUCGGGGAACCCCUUCGGGAACCCCCCCCUUCGGGGAACCCCCUUCGGGGAACCCUUUUCGGGAACCCCUUCGGGGAACCCUUUUCGGGAACCCCUUCGGGGAACCCCUUCGGGGAACCCCUUCGGGGAACCUUUUCGGGGAACCUUUUCGGGAACCCCUUCGGGGAACCCCUUCGGGGAACCCCUUCGGGGAACCCCUUCGGGGAACCCCUUCGGGGAACCCCUUCGGGGAACCCCUUCGGGGAACCCCUUCGGGGAACCCCUUCGGGGAACCCCUUCGGGGAACCCCUUCGGGGAACCCCUUCGGGGAACCCCUUCGGGGAACCCCUUCGGGGAACCCCUUCGGGGAACCCCUUCGGGGAAAGGGGCUUUGCCCCUUGAUCUACUAA
Volvox carteri f. nagariensis is the source of this 504-nucleotide messenger RNA. RefSeq lists its product as uncharacterized. Lineage: Eukaryota; Viridiplantae; Chlorophyta; Chlorophyceae; Chlamydomonadales; Volvocaceae. The record is from RefSeq and is a predicted model, not a curated record. The annotation marks the transcript as partial. The transcript has a single exon.